This is a messenger RNA of Olea europaea var. sylvestris, 848 nucleotides long. RefSeq lists its product as uncharacterized. Gene Ontology annotation, biological process: proton motive force-driven ATP synthesis. NCBI's taxonomy places the organism in Eukaryota, Viridiplantae, Streptophyta, Magnoliopsida, Lamiales, Oleaceae. Gene Ontology annotation, molecular function: proton transmembrane transporter activity. The coding region runs from base 136 to 504 and encodes 122 amino acids. The record is from RefSeq and is a predicted model, not a curated record. The transcript is spliced from 3 exons.
GUGAUUGUGUUCACUGUACACACCGCGUCAUAAAUAACAGAACGGUGACCAAACGUGAAACCGAUUAAUAUUUCUCUGUAAAACCCUACUUUCUCUCCCUCUCUCUCAAAGUUGAUUCAAUCAGAGGAUUCAACAAUGGCAUCAAAACUUCAUCAAAUGCAAGCAAAGGCUACACAAGUUUCCAACCAUAUGCUGAAGAAUGGAAGUGCUCACUAUAAGCAAUUGAUAGAGAAGAACAAGCAACAUAUUCGGGAUCCUCCAACAGUGGAAACCUGCCAGAAUUUGGCUAAGCAGCUCUUUUAUACUCGCCUUGCCAGCAUUCCUGUUCGUUAUGAAGCCUUCUGGAAGGAACUUGAUUAUUUCAAGCACUUGUUGAAGCAUAGGCAUGAGCUGAAGAUCGAGGAUGCUGGCAUUGCUGCCCUUUUUGGGUUAGAAUGUUUUGCCUGGUUUUGUGCUGGAGAGAUAACUGGAAGAGGAUUUACACUGACUGGUUAUCACGUCUAGUGUACGAGUCCAACGUUCCUCGAGAUAAGUUGUUUAUUACCUGAAAAUCUUUUGAAAUUCUUGUGGUUUUGCUGUAUUUAGAACACUCCAACAAGGCCUUUAAAUUUUGUGGUGGAGCAUGAAUGAGGAUUUCACUAAGCUCUGGAUUAUUUUCUAAGAACCCAAGUUUGCAAACCGCAAAUGGAGUAAAAAAUUGACUUGGGAACCCUAUUGUUCGAGUAACAAGUUGGUCCUCAAAUAGUAGAGAAUGCAAUAGUUAAAAUUGUGGUAUCUUUUUUCACUUCGAAAAAACCAAUUCACAAAGUUGGAAAGACAUAAUAUCAGGAUUUUGCUUAUUUCUUUUA